Cyprinodon tularosa is the source of this 6251-nucleotide messenger RNA. It is a transcript of the gene tbc1d4, whose product is annotated as TBC1 domain family, member 4. Lineage: Eukaryota; Metazoa; Chordata; Actinopteri; Cyprinodontiformes; Cyprinodontidae. Bases 558 to 4298 code for a protein of 1246 amino acids. The record is from RefSeq and is a predicted model, not a curated record. The transcript has 23 exons.
CGCGCACAGCCGCUCCGCCUCCAAGGCGUUGUGGAAGAAAGGAUCACAGUCAAGGGAUUGUUCAUAAAGACGAUAUCAAUGUGUCGAUCAUAUUGAUAUGACCAAAUACAGCCACGCAAAACAGUGUGCGUGGAUUUUAGGAUCUAGAUGGUGUAAAUUGGCCGCGAUCCGCGCGCUCUGAAGGGACGCGUCAGAAAACCAGGUUCUGUAAAGCGCCUUGUGUUUACACAGGAACCAUCCAAAGCCACGUUUUGGGAGCCCAGCAUGCAGCGCAGACUUCAUCUGACUGGAGCAGCGCCUCAUAAACAAUUAGUUUAACUCCCUCUGAGGAGGAGCUGCGCAUCGGGUGCGCUUUUGGAUAACAUGGAGGAUUGCAGUUGAAGGCACAUGCUGUGCGUGCAGCUAAGCGCCUGGUUAUAUUAGCGUAAAGUGUGGGUGUGAAAAUGGAAACAUUUUCAAAGUGAUCAGAACUCCGGGCUGCAGGGAAUGGUUAGAAAGCGCUUUUAGGUCCGCGUCGCUGUUUGCUUGUUUUGAAGGGAAGAGUGUGCAGGGUGAACAUGGAGAACCAGGAGGAGAAGGGGAGCAGGACGGACAAACGCUUCGCCCUGACUUAUGUCGGCUGGUGCUCGCUGGACAGGAGGACCACCUUGCCCAUGCUGCCGUGGCUGGUGGCUGAGAUCCGCCGGAGGGGCGAGAGGGGCGACUGCGGCCCCGUCAUGCAGCCCAGAGAAGUUCAGCUGCUGCUCAACCGCCCCUUCGUUCGCUGCGUCCCUUCCAACAGCAGCAACUCCUCUGUUUUCAUAUUCGAGCACAAAGCUCAGCUGAUCUCUCGCUUCAUCCAUAACAGCAAUGACCUCACUUGUUUUUCCUAUCUGCUGCGGGGCCAGCCGGACAACUCGGAGUCCGAGAUGUCCUGUCACGUCUUCAAGGCCUGCGACCCCAACCAGGUCCCUGAGGUAAUCAGCAGCAUUCGCCAGGUUUCCAAAUCUGCUCUAAAGGAAGAAACCAAGCCCAAACAGGAAGCUGAAGAGGCCUUUUACAACUCUCAGAAGUUUGAAGUGCUUUACUGUGGCAAGGUUACAGUGGUCCACAAGAAAGCAUCCUCAACCCUCAUCGAUGAAUGUGUUGAAAAAUUUCGCCAGCACGAGACUGAACGGAAGCGCCUGCGGCUUCUUAACGGACAGCGAGGGUCGACAGAGACUUUCCCUGUGGAUUUAAUCAUUCUAGAAGACCCACUCUCUACUGCCAUCAGUAGGACUGCAGAGGAACCUGAAGCUCUGGGACUGGAGGACAUGACGAUAGGUAAAUGUGCGUCCAGCAGUGCCAGUCAGAGCAGUCUGCGGGGAGCCUUUCCUGAGUGCAUCCUGGAGGACUCUGGGUUUGAGGAGCCUCAAGAGUUCCGCACUCGCUGCAGCAGCCUGGCCGGGAGUCUGCAGAGGAAGCCGGGGGAAGGCGUCAUCAUGGGUCCCACGCGCCGCAGACACGCAAGUGCGCCCAACAACGUGCAGCCAUCUGAUUCUGAUAAAAACCGAACUAUGCUGUUCCAGGUUGGACGGUUUGAAGUGAACCUGAUCAGUCCGGAUAGUAAAACAGUGGUGCUGGAGAAGAACUUCAAAGAUAUCUCAUCCUGCUGUCAGGGUGUAAAGCAGACCGACCAUUUCGGAUUCAUCUGCCGGGACCAAUCAGAGUCCGGUCCGGGUCAGUACAUGUGCUACGUCUUCCAGUGUGCCAGCGAGUCCUUGGUUGAUGAGGUGAUGCUGACCCUGAAGCAGGCCUUCUCCAUCGCUGCAGCCUUACAAAGCAAUAAGACUCCAGUGCAGCUCUGUGAAGCAUGCCCCAUGCACGACCUGCACAAGCUCUGCGAGAGGAUUGAGGGUCUUUACCCACCCAGAGCCAAGCUGGCCAUCCAGAAAUACCUCUCCCAGUUAACUGAUAAUGAGCAGGCAGAGAUUUUUGAGCGGGUUCAGAGACUGAAGCCUGCCUCUGACCAAGAGGAGAAUGAGUUGGCGAUUAUGUAUCUAAGGCAACUCUGCGAAAGCAAACAGAAAUCCCAUCUUCAUAUCGGAGAAGCCCCUCAGAAUGCAACCAAUAGCGCAGCUACAGGAGAUGGCGCAGCCACCGGCAGUCGAUUCAAACUAGAUAUCCUCAAGAAUAAAGCCCGCACAUCCCUCACCAACUCCCUUGAAAACAUCUUCGCCAGGGGAAGCAGAAUGCGGGGCCGCCUGGGAAGCAUGGGAAGCGUUAGCAGUUUCGAAAGACAGGAUGAAGAGUCUCCUGGUCACUCCCCUCCAGGUUCGCCUCCCGCCUUCCCGGACGACGAGCAGGAAUUUGGACCUCAGUUCCGUCGGCGCGCUCACACCUUCAGCCACCCGCCGGUGAGGAAGCGGAUCUCCUUCGAGAGCCAGCCUGCCAACCAGAGCAAACAGGCUCCUCUUCGCAGACAGCACUCUGUUAACCCAGAGCUGCUGCAGACCAGUCACGUGGCUGUGACGAGGACACGCAGCGUUUCAGAGAGCGAGUCCUCCUUCAGCCUCCCCUCCACCUUCUCUGCUCCAACUUUCCUGAAAAGCUUUUACCAGGGCUCGCUGGGCUCCCUGGCAGACAGUGGGAGCUUCAAGAGCAAUGGAGAAGGCAGGAAAAGGACGCUGUCGAGCUGCAGCAAUGACUCUCUGAGCGGAGGUCUCCCUCUGACCCCACGCAGGGUCUCCUGGAGACAGAAGAUCUUCCUGCGGGUCGCCUCACCCAUGCCCAAGCCAUCUGCAUCUAUGCAGGACACAGAUGACUCCGAUGCCACGGAGCUGCUGCCUCUAUCGCCUCGUGCCUCGGACCCCAGCCUGGACCCUUUGAGGCGCCUUUUAUCCCCAGCAUCGCAUCAGCUGUCUGAUAAGCACCCCAAAAGGACAGGAGCCGAUUAUAGGGCUCUCUGGAAAACCGCAAUCCACCAGCAGAUCCUCCUGCUGCGCAUGGAGAAGGAGAAUCAGAGGUUAGAAGAAGCGAGCCGAGAUGAGCUGCACAUCCGCAAACUGAAGCUCAACUACCAGGAAGUGUGCCCCUGCUCCCAGGAAGCUCAGGCGCUCUGGGAGAAAAAGCUGACAGCUCCAGGCAGAACCACAAACCCUCAGGAUAAGGAGGACAUAUACAGAGCAAUUUGCCAAGGAGUGCCAAAAAGUAGACGAGGAGAGGUCUGGUUUCUCCUUUCCCAUCAGCAUCGGCUGCAGCACAGACUCCCCCAUCGUCAGCAAGCCCCAGACACCCCCUACUACGACCUGCUCAAGCAGCUCACCGCACAGCAGCACGCCAUUCUGGUGGACUUAGGUCGGACCUUCCCCACCCACCAGUACUUCUCAGCCCAGCUUGGUGCAGGCCAGCUUUCCCUCUACAAUUUGCUGAAGGCCUACUCUUUGAUGGACACAGAGGUCGGCUACUGCCAGGGCAUCAGCUUCGUGGCCGGCGUGCUGCUGCUCCACAUGAGGGAAGAACAAGCUUUCGACAUGCUGAAGUUCCUGAUGUAUGAUCUGGGCAUCAGGAGGCAGUACAGGCCCGACAUGGUCUCCCUGCAGAUUCAGAUGUACCAGCUGUCCAGGUUGCUGCACGAUUACCAUCGGGACCUGUACAAUCACCUGGAGGAGUACGAGAUCGGGCCCAGCCUCUACGCCGCGCCGUGGUUCCUCACCCUUUUUGCCUCGCAGUUCCCGCUUGGCUUUGUGUCCCGCAUCUUUGACUUUGUAUUUGUACAGGGUACAGAGGCAAUCUUUAAAGUGGCCCUCUGUCUGCUGAGCAGCCAUGAGGGGGAGAUAGUGGAGUGUGACAGCUUUGAGAGCAUUGUGGACUAUCUGAAAACUACCCUCCCCACCCUGACACACACACAGAUGGAGCAGACCAUCGCAAAGGUAAUGGAGAUGGAUAUCUCCAAGCAGCUGCAUGCAUAUGAAGUGGAGUACCACGUCCUGCAGGAUGAGAUGUUAGAUGCCGGGCCGCCGCCCGAUGACUCGGACAGACUCGACAAAUUAGAGAAGACCAACGUCCAGCUGAAGAAACAGAACAUGGACCUGCUGGAAAAGCUUCAAGCUGCACGGCAGAAGAUUCAGACUCUGGAGACGAGCGUGGAGAACUUCCUCUCUCGGGAGAGCAAAAUGAAGCACAUGAUUCGCUCCCUGGAGCAAGAGAGGACAGCGUACCAGAGGACCAUUGAACGCAUGCGCUCCAGUCUUCCCCCAGACGCUCUGACAGAUGUGGAGAUGACCCAGAUCAAAACAGGACCCAAUGGGAAAGCCAAAACUCCAGCCAAGAAGCCCUGAUGCCAAUGGGUUGGGUUGGGUUGGGGGUGGGGGGAUAUAGCCAUGCUGGGCAGAUGCAGCAGCUUAGAUCAACAAACAGACAAUCGAAGACUGCUGAGAGGAGGGCUGAUGAGCCCUGCUUUACCUCUGUGGUGAAGUGUGGCAACCGUUUUUAUAGAGGCGUGACGUCUUCAGACGGACAGACUGUUUGGGAAACAUGUUGGUUGUGUUUGCGAGGAGAUAAAGGAGCAGUGGGAGGAUGAUUUCAGUGAAUUUCUCAGUGUUUCCGUUCUGCUGUUCUUCUCGUAUGAUUCACAACCAGUUUGAAGGUAAAAUCAAAGACCAGAUCAUCCUUCGACGGUUGGAUCAUUCGUGAGUGUGUGUGUGGGGGGUUUCUAUGUUAGCACUGCCUCAAUGUAUUUACUACCUGCCAGAGUAACUCCACAGAAGCUGCCUGUUGGCACCUCAGACCUUACAGCCAUUAACCAGUGGGCGAUCCAGGAGUAUUUUGUAGUUCUUAACUUUUGUCUUUUAUGGAAGCUUUGCCUCUUUGAUUUAUUUUAAAUUCAUCACCUCACAUUUUUCUGAAUGUACACUCUCUGGCAUUAAUUAACAGCAGAUUUAGAGUUUAGCAUUACCGGAAAAUGUUCAGUUCUGUUCCGUUUUCUCAAGAAGGAAGUGUUUCUUCCAGAUCUUAGACAGGAUGUGAGGUCACCUGCCUCCUCGGUUUCCUUUAGACUCUGGCCGGAGAGACGUCUCUUCUUUUAGCACCGCCUUCAGACUCCCAGGCAGAACUUGCUCUCCCCAGGAGGCGCAGACUAAACAGACUGAGGUGGAGACGUGAUCUGUAUGUACACACUGCUGUACUUAAGAGCAACAACAAAAAAGAUGCUUCCGAUGCUUUGAUACUAUAGUUUCUGCAGCAUCUCCAAUUCAUAGCUGUUGAACUGAUUCACAUUUUGUCUCACUGGACCUUAUCAAUACAAAGAGGCACUCAAUUCUGAAAUAGAAGAUAAAUUAAGCACCCAUCUGUUGUCUAUAGCCACUUUGUGUUGCACAGAGGGGAGGCGUCUCAAUCUCAAAUGGUUACUGGGGAGAGGUGGGAUACACCUUAAUAAUUUUGCCUGUCACAGAGGACUGAAACACUUUCAUACCUCAGGGUGAUUUAAAAAGCGUAUUUUGGGCUGUGGUACCCAGGUAAAAAUGAGGGUAACAUACGAAACUCCAUGCAGAAAGAGCAAGAGUCCCGACUUCAGAGGAACCUAUUGCUUACUGGGUAUAUUGCUAGCCACUGUUGCCUUUGGACGCCUUUUACUCUGAUACCACCAAAUAAACUGCUGUGCAACCACUUGCCUCUUGAAGUCAGUUAGCGGUCUUUAUCUUCAGCUGCCAAUUGAAGUCUUUGAGAGUCAGUGAGAUUAUAAUAAAGUAUCAUGAGUGUUCAUUAAAAAGAAAAGUAAUGAUUUAGUCAAACAGCAAAGAUGCCUUUGGAUAGGCAGGAGGAGCUGCAGAGAUCUACUGCUCAGGUGGACUGGAUAUUGGAAGUCAACUACUUGUUCUCCAUUGAUUGUGUCUAACCUAUAGAGGAGUGGGAAGAGCAAGGACCUUUUUGAAAGAAUCUAAUUAGAAGUUCUGUUUGCAGUUUGCCAAAAGCCAUAUCGGAGAUUUUUUUUUAUGUCACAAGCAGGUUAGAGUGGAUGUGAUGUGAAAUUGGAUUUUAGAUCUGUUAGAACCUGCAAAACGAAGUGGAGGUUCACCUUCCACCAGGACAACCACUUUAAGCCAACAGGUCAAAGUCUAGACCCCAUUUUAAUAGAGAAUCUGUGGAAACCAUUGAAAAUUGAUGUUCAAAGAUGCUCUCCACCCUUCCUGACCUAGAUUAGGCUUUUGCAAAGCCGGCAGAGACACAGUCCAAGAUACCUAAAGUUAAUUGCAUAGAAAGGUUAUUAUAUGAUUGACAUAUUUUUGUAAGAU